GUGUGUGUCUGUGUGCUAAAGGUUUCAAAGAAAAGCUAUGAGAAACUGAUUUAAAUCUAGUAGUGGAUCAAUUUGAUACUUCUGCAUUAUCUUUAUUUAAUUUACUCUGUUCUGUUUGGUACUGCAUAUUCAAGAGUUUUAUCAGCUUGCAAUUAUUGAUUUCUCUUUAGUUCAAUAAAUUAAUGGAUUAUUCCAUACAAAACUAUGAAAUAAUAAUCAACAAAACAUUAAAAAAAAAAACGUACUAGAACAUUAUGACAAAUGAUUCUUACCUUAUUCUACUUGUUGAAGAACUUCCCCAUGGAAUGAAAUUGAAACAAGUACGAGACGUAUGUCAAAAGCUUUAGCAGGUUUGUGCCUGGAAUCCUUAAAAAUUUGUCACUGAGAUAAAGAAUUCUAGGUAAAAAAUAGACUAAAUCAUAGAAAACAUCCAUGCAUUCGGCCAAAAAUUUAUUUUCAUGUCAUACAUUUUCAAACGCACAUUUUUGCCCUAUUUCAACUAUGUGAUUUUUUCAACUAUGCGAUUUUUCGACUUUUUAAAUUUGGACAUAAAUAGUCGAAAAAUCGAUUUUUUCGGACAAAAUGGGACGAAGAUGUACUUUUUAAAAUACAUAGGACGAAAAUGAUUUUUGGCUCAAAUGUAUGGGAUGUUUUAUGAUUUAGUCUAAAACAUAAAUUCCUCAUCCCCAAAGAGAGAACAAAAAAAGAAUAAAAAUUAGAAGAAACCUCUAAACUCUGAAGUCAACUCUGUAAACCAGUUGAAGUCGUCCGCCAUCUCCGUCGAAGUCAUCACUUUCAUUCAUCGAAGUGCCGAACUUUGCCGACAUUUUUGCAUGUGAAUGCUUUGACUUAUCUCCAUUUUUUUUGGCCCACCUAAAAAAUUCUCAAUAAUGGACACAAUGAUGGCCAAAAAAAUCUGAUCUUUUUAUGCCAUACAGUUCACAUUUGUGUGAAACUGAAACAGAUAAUGAGAAAAAGACUCAAGUGAGUAUCGGCCAUUGAAGUGGAUAGGUAUGUAGUUUUGUGUUCUGGGUUCAUUCAAACCUAGUUCAUUUACUACAUAUUCUCAUUAAUUAGUUAAACAAGAAGAAGAAGAAGAAGAUGGCCUCUGACCUGAUUACCUGUAUUGGUUCUGCAGUGGAUGAUCUGCAGUUCCUGGUGGACUCGGGUGUUGCUAAUUUAAAUUCGGGAAUCAAGUUGCUGAUGUUCAAGUUAAGGAAUAUUAGAACAUUUCUUUUCUCCGCCAAGAUCUUGAGCAAUGACGAUCCAACUCUCGGAUCUCUUUUGCUAGCCAUUGAAGAUUUUGUUUGUGACAUUGGGAAACGGUUUCACACCGCGUGCCUUUUUCUGUGUGGUGAAGCUACUAGUGAGCAAUUUCAUACCGAUUUUCUUGAGCCUGAUUCAGAGGCCGGGUUCGGGGAAGAUUUUACAACUUGGGACGAACAAAUAAGUGAAUUCUAUGUCGUUAUCUUGGAGGAUAUCCAGAGGCAAUCAUUCCGUCUCACGGCGGAUUCAGUUUCGAGUAUCAUGGUUUCUGUACUUCAGAAUCUAGAGGCGUUCCACAGCUUGGAAUGGGAGGUUAAUGGUGAAAUUCUAGGAGAACCCAUGAAAGCCUUGGAAGAGCAGAUGAAGUUGUUGAGAAAUCUCGCCUCCUUUGUGUCGCGUGCUGUUGAUUCCGAUGCUUGUAAAGAUUUAUGUGCUCAUGUUGAAGUUAUUUCUAUCAAUGCUGCAUUUCUCCUUUUCAGGUGUGAUCCUGAAGAGUGUGAUGAAAGUAUUUGUUGCGAAAUGCUGUUAUCGAUUUCGGUGUUGAUACAGCGUAUCAUGCCCGUUGAUCCUCAGGUCUAUAAGACUUACACUGAGGUCCUGAAUAGCUCAAAGUCAGGGAGGAGAUCUCUUGCUCCUGCUGAUCGAGACGUGGGCGAAGAGGAGAUUUAUGCAAGACAAUUCCUUGAAUCUCUCAUGUCUAAUGUUUUGGAGAUGCCACAACUCUGUGCUCAUGCAGUUUCUAUGCUGGAUCAAUUCCAAGAACUUUAUGACGGACUUGGAUCCUUGAGAACCAUUCUUUCUCACCAGCCAAACAAGUUUGAUUUGGAAACUAAAGACCACAUUUUCGAUCUGGUAUGUGAUGCCGCGGUUUUGAUUUUCACAUCACACCAAACUCAUGUAAUAACAGAUCAUGAACUUCAGCAUUUGUUGAACGCAAUCAGCAGGCUGAUUGCUGCUGAGCUGAGGGAAGAAAGUGCGACACCAGAAUCAAUGUUCAACAUUGUUCCAACCACUGCUCCAUUGUCUUUUGUUGAUUUUUUGUUGGAAAAGCUGGAGGAGCUGACAAGUUGUGAAGCUGAAACAAAUUCAAGGGGAUAUCCCCAAAUUAUUAAAGAUGAACUUGUCUUCUUGAGAUCUUUCAUAGGAGAUAUUGCUGAGCUACGACAUGAAAAGGAGGAGCUCCAAACUCUGUGGGAUCAUACUAUGGAGCUGGUUUACAAGGUAGAGCAUCUCAUUGACUACCUAGUAGUUUGUGAUCUUUCAGAUUCCUUUGUAGCAUCAUUUGAUUCCAUCAUGAAACUUUUCGGGAGCAUUAAGAUGGAAGUUGAAAUCUGGAAAUCAGAAAUAACUCUCCAGAGAUUAACCAUGACUCACUGUCCUGUGCCACCUCAAAGAACUCUAUCAUUAGAUAAUGAUGUUGUAGGCUUUCUUGACGAAGCGGAAUCCAUCACAAACAGGCUCACACGGGGCUCGAAGAAAUUACAAAUCGUGGCUAUUGUAGGUAUGCCGGGACAAGGUAAGACUACUUUGGCAACAAAAAUUUACAAUAAUGAUUCUGUCGCGUGCCAUUUUGCUGUUCGUGCUCGGGCCACUGUUUCACAAAUAUUCGAAAAAAAGAGAAUCCUACUUGAAAUUUUAAAUCAAAUUGAUCCCAAUAAAUGUGCUGGAAUCACUUCGGAUAAUGAUUUAGUACAGAUUGUGUGGCGCAGUUUAAGAGGAAUGAGAUAUCUCAUUUUUUUGGAUGACAUUUGGGAAGCUGAAGCAUUGAGUAGCUUGAAAGAAGCUUUCCCUGAUGAUCAUAUGGCAAGUAGAAUCAUGCUGACAAGUCGUCAUCAUGAUAUUUCCACCAAUGCAGAACCUCACAUGCUUAGGCCAUUCAAUGAAGACGAGAGUAUGGAUUUGUUACAGAGGAAGUUAUUUGGUGGAAGUGGUUGGCCCAUUGAAUUAGUUGAUCUUGGAAUAGAAAUUACUGAAAUUUGCAAGGGAUUACCUCUGACGAUCGUAAUUGUAGCUGGUGUUCUAGCAUCGACAGAGACAAAAGGUUGGAGGACGAUUUUAGGUGGUUUAAGAUCAGGAACAAUCUCGAGUACAGAACAGUGCUGGAACACAUUGGAGUUGAGUUACAAGCAUUUACCAGAGCACUUAAGGCCUUGCCUUCUGUAUUUUGCAAUGUUUCCUGAAGAUGAAGAUGUUUCAGUGAGGAAAUUGAUUUCUCUAUGGGCAGCUGAAGGAUUUAUCCGGAAAGAUGAGACUAAACGCAUUGAAGACGUUGCUGAAAACUACUUGAAAGAUUUAAUCGGUAGAAGUCUACUUAUGGUUGCGCAACAGAAAUCAAUGCGUGGAGCAAAAACAUGCCGUGUUCAUGACUUGCUUCAUGAAUUUUGCUUGCAGAAGGCGAAAGAUGAACAUUUUUUCUCUUCACUUGGAGAAAAUGAGUUCUUGGAAUUUCAAGCACCACACAAUCUACGCAGGUUAUGCAUUAACUCUGAUCCGAAGCAUUUGAUAAGGUUCUCCAACUUUUUCCCUCAUGCGCGUUCUCUGCGUUUCAGCUAUUACUUGCAUCGAGUACCACAAAAUCUAUCCUUCCUGAUUCACAUUUGCAAACUUCUGAGAGUAUUGGAUUUAGGGCAUGUGAAUUUAAGUCCAGUGUUUCCAAGUGAAAUAGGAGAUCUUGUACAGUUGGCCUUCUUGGCCAUUCAAGGCCAUAUGAGGGAGAUUCCAUCAUUGAUAGGUAAUCUCUCUAAUCUGGAAACUUUCAUUUUGAAUCGAAUAACAGGAGAGAAGGCAAUCUCAUUUCCAGAAAGUUUCUGGAAUCUACGGAAAUUGAGGCAUCUUUACGUGACAAGUCCAGGCGGUACUUUUCCCAUGGAAAAUCUUGGCAGCUCGUCUAAUUUGUGUGGGUUGGGUUGGCUUUCAGGCUUAGCUAUUCCGUUCAGGGGUAACAGAAUGGAAGGUUUAAUGAAAAAGUUUCCAAAUGUCCGUAAGUUGAAAUGCAUCCUUUGGGAUAUCGAUGAAAAAGUAGGAGAUUAUAUCAAGGUUGCAGUUCCUGAGUUUUUAAGCCGAUUAGAAUCACUUGGUAUGUCAUUGUUCUAUGGUAUUGAAGAACCUCAAGGCAUUAGGUUUGAGUUCAGUUUGCCUGCAAAUCUCAAGAAAUUGACGUUGUUAAGGUUUCAUUUGUCGAGUGAGAGUCUCUUGACCAUUGCAAACCUGUCAAAUCUUGAAGUCCUGAAAUUAAAAGCUGUAAGCUUCGAAAAUGACACAUGGAAAAUGCAAGAAGAGAAAUUCCCCAAACUGAGAUUCUUGCAAUUGUCAUCCUGGAAGCUACACUGGUGGAGUGCUUCAGAGGAUCAUUUCGACUGUCUUGAGAGGUUGGUGUUGACGAGUUGUGGAUUUUUGAAAGAGAUGCCUUCUUGUUUGGAAGAGAUUUCGACACUUGAGGUGAUACAGGUCGCACGUUGUUCUGCAACUGUAGUAGAGCUGGUUGGAAGGAUUAAGGAAGUCCAGGAGGAACACGGAAAUUCAGAGCUGAAGAUCAUUACUUCCUGAUCUAGUUGUGUUAGUCACUGCCACUCUUUGGGUAUAUAUCUUUGAGCAUAUUUGUAUGGUUUUCCUUCUACUUUUGGGAUUACUUAGUUAAAUGUAUUCAGUGAAAGACAACAUGUGAUUCCAAACAAAUCUUACUUUCAAACAAUUCUGGUUAUAAUACUAUAAUGCAUUCAUGAUGGCAUUGUGUUGGUAAAAGUUAAAUUGAGUACGCAUGAUCUGCCCAUAGUGAUAGCUUCGGCUCUUGUUGAUGAAAGUUAAUUGCAGAACUAGGAAUUAAUUUAUAUUCCAUCUCAUUUUCUGAACAAUUCUUUGAGAUAAACUGAACUACAAAUUAUUACUCCUAAUAUUAUCAAUGCUGUGCAGCCCUUGAAGUUGACAUUUACUCCACUGUCCUCAUUUUUGUGAUGCAAACUAUCUGUAUAGCUUUUUGAGGCUGGAAGAGGCUUCAUAUUGUCCUGGAUUAGCAUCAAGUGCUUGUCAGCAUUUUUUAUCACCUGUGAAUGGAAUCUUACGUUUAUAACUCACUUAUCUGUUGGAAGGGUUUAACUGAUAUUUUCAGGUCUGGUGGUACUUUGCCCAUGGCAAAUCUUUGCAGUUCGUCUGGUUUGUAUGAGUGGGUUUGGCUUUGUGGCCUAGCUACAUAGAAGUGUUAAUGAAAAUGUUUCCAAAUGUCCGUAAGAUGAAAUGCAUCCUUUUGGAUUUUCAUGACAAAGAAAAUCAUGUGAAAAUUAUUUGAAUCUUUCGCCGUGGUUAAUUAAGAAGCUUAUAGAGUGACAAAGAUAGAACUUCUGCUUAUAGAGUGAACCUGCCAGCCAUGAAUGAACGAACUCCCCCCCAUCAGACACUAUACUGCUCAUGAGUUAGUUGUCUUUCCCAUGGAAUCGAUACUGUAUACUCCUGGCUCCACUGGUUCAUUCAGACUGCUAACUGCUGACUUUGUUCUUUGUUGUGUUUACUAAAAUUUUUCUUUAAUUGAUUCUUUUACAGCCCUGAUUGCUUUCGUAAGCAAUCUUCUGCUUUAACUCUGCCAUUGAGAUUACUCGCCGGUCCCCUAACAACUUGUUUCCUUUUCAGUUUUUCGGUGCCUUGCUUUUCACUUCUAGUCUUCUUCUUUUCCCUUUCGCAAUUCAGAAAUUUCACCUUCAUCAACUUAUUGCCCUUCACUAUCACCCGAAUUUUCUUAAACCUGUCUCUCUGUUGCUUUCCAUUCAUAUAACCUGUCUUUAAAAUUGUUGGCUAGUGCACUUCAGGUUCCAGAAAAAUAUUCCUGACUAAACAAGAUAGCUUCCACCCACAUGACCUGCAUUUGUUCUGAAGUAGAUGCAGGAAGUUUUGUUGAUUCAGACAUGGAGUUGCUGUUAUUCGGGUUAAGGAAUCUUGUGAUAUUUCAUCUUUUAGCAAAAAGGUUGAGGAAGGAUCCAAGUCUUAGAUCUUUCUGAACAUGCAGAACAUUCGGCAAACUACCCAAGUAAUUCUUGCCAAUGUGACAUGCCAGAGAAGAUCUGCAUUCAGUGUUGUUGACAUUUUAUUUUUAUUUUGUAGGAUGGAUUCUCAGGUCCCCUCGAUGACCAGAAUUGAAAUCAUGAGUUGGAGAAGAGGAGCAACGGAAGUUACAUUGACUACUAGUUAAAGAUAUACACUGCGAUUUCUUGAAGUUCUUGAAUGCAGCAUAGUAUUUUGGUUUCUUCAAGCACAAUAAAGUGCAGGCCAAUGUUUUAGAGCCGUUUGUGUAAGGGUUUGUGUGUUGUAGCCUUCAGAGGCAUUUGGAUUAUGUUGCAUUAAGUAGAAUGAAAUGCUUUAAGUCAUACAAAACUUAAAUUUGCAUACUCCCUGGUGAGGCCUGAGAGAUUGUUCAGUCUCACUCCAGAAAAUAAAUACAUAAUGCUAUGAAUCUUUC
Molecule: messenger RNA, 6709 nt
Organism: Oldenlandia corymbosa var. corymbosa
Lineage: Eukaryota; Viridiplantae; Streptophyta; Magnoliopsida; Gentianales; Rubiaceae
Source: the annotation of a GenBank genome assembly